Acaulospora morrowiae is the source of this 699-nucleotide messenger RNA. NCBI's taxonomy places the organism in Eukaryota, Fungi, Glomeromycota, Glomeromycetes, Diversisporales, Acaulosporaceae. The record is from the annotation of a GenBank genome assembly.
AUGAGUUAUAGAAGAACAACGUUAUUUGUGGCUGGAUUUGGAUCCCAGACUAGAGCUAGGGAGUUAGCAUAUGAGUUCGAAAGAUAUGGACGUUUAAUUCGAUGUGAUAUUCCGGCACCAAGAAGUUAUCAAUCUAAACCUUAUGCAUUUGUUGAAUUUGAAGAUGAACGAGAUGCCGAAGAUGCUUAUUACGAGAUGCAUGGUCGCAGGGUCUACGGUCAUGCUCUGAACAUUCAGUGGGCUAAAAAUGCACCCUCCAGAUCUUGGAGAUAUGAAGGUAGUAGUAGGAGUUCUCCUCGUCGAAGUAGGAGAUCUCCUACACCACCACGUUCUCAUAGAAGGCGUCGUUCUUAUACUCGUUCGGCUAGUCGCUCUUACUCUCGUGGUCGCAGUCGUUCACCUCGUUCAGACACACGUCGCGGAAGUCGUUCUCGCACUAGAAGUCCCGAUAAAGACCGAUCUAACGGUGAAGAACGUGUUGCCGAAGAUAGAAGGUCCAGGUCCAUAACGCCACGGGAUGAAACCAAACGUCGUGAUUCUCAUUCACCUUCUUCUAGGCCACCGGAUGAAUCAAUGGAAAUAUCUGAAAGAUCUCCAAGGGAUAGAUCUCCAUCUCAAAAUGGUCGUCCAGCCUCUCGCUCUCCAUCGAUGACACCCGCACAUCGUUCUCAAUCUAGAAGCCCUCGCGGAACUGAGUAA